AUGUCAUUACUUCAUUUGAUUAGUUUCUUAGCUACUGUCUUGGCAUUAGCAUUCAUUUUGAUUUGUUUAGCUAGUGGACUUUUAUAUGUUGCUGAAAUUAUUGAAGAACAUUCUCAAGCUGCUAAAAGAAUUGGUCAACAAAUCACUCAUGGAGUGAUCUUAUUACAUAUUGGAAUUUAUUUUUCAGAUGGAUUACCAUUCCAUUUAACGAUCUUAGGAAUCUUUUCACACUUGAUCUAUUUGACUAACUUUUCCAAAUCUUGGCCUAUGAUCUCAUUAAAUUCCAUCUCAUUUCUUUCGAGUUGUUGUUUAGUGAUCUUAGAUCAUUUUGCUUGGUUUUUUUAUUUUACUGAUCGUACUUCAUCUCAUCAUCCUUAUCAUUCAAAGGUUUAUAGACAUUUAGAUUCGACUGCUUUGACGUUUUUAGAUGUUACUACUUUUUUUGCGAUAUGUGUUUGGAUGGUACCUUUUUAUUUAUUCUUAAGUCUAAGUGCAAAUGAUAAUGUAUUACCAUCAAGAAAUGGUAAUGUUUUCAAGUCGAAUUCACAAGUCUUUUUCAUUGAACACUUUUCUGAUUUGAUGAUUUUUCCUUUUUAUAAUAGAUUCAGAUCAACCUAUAAUGAUUUCAGCACAACCUCCAACCCCAAGUCUAACCAACCAAGCAUUAAUUUAUGA
Molecule: messenger RNA, 675 nt
Organism: Melampsora larici-populina 98AG31
Lineage: Eukaryota; Fungi; Basidiomycota; Pucciniomycetes; Pucciniales; Melampsoraceae
Exons: 4
Coding region: 1-675 (224 amino acids)
Biological process (GO): endoplasmic reticulum to Golgi vesicle-mediated transport
Cellular component (GO): COPII-coated ER to Golgi transport vesicle; Golgi membrane; endoplasmic reticulum membrane
Molecular function (GO): COPII receptor activity
Source: RefSeq, a predicted model, not a curated record